Molecule: messenger RNA, 3356 nt
Organism: Pogona vitticeps (central bearded dragon)
Lineage: Eukaryota; Metazoa; Chordata; Lepidosauria; Squamata; Agamidae
Source: RefSeq, a predicted model, not a curated record
AAAGAGACAGAGAGAGAGAAAGUUAAUCUGAAUUGAAAUUUUGUGGGGAGCUAGCUUGAACAAUGCAAAAUAUGGAAGAUGAGCUCCUGGAGGUAAGGUGGAAUGAUACAAUGCCUAAAAAAAGUAUGUCAGGGUAGAUAGUUUAUAGAAUGAAUCACACUCUACAUUGAAAGAUCACAUAUGUGAUGCCUAUGUCAAGAAGUGAAGUAGACAUAACAUAUCUUACAGUCUGAGACAUUUGGGAUGUAACUCAUGAACAGCAAUAGAAUUUAAAUGAGAUAAAAGCAAAGUGUUCAAAGCUUCAGAUUUCAACUAUUGCCCCAAAGACCCUUAGGGUUUUUUGUAUCUUGGUAGGGGUGUUCAACACAAAGUAAAGGCAACACUGGAUGUGGGUGGAGGUGCAGAAAUAGUCACAGGACUUAAACACGGCCAGAUCUACAGUUUCUGUUCAAAUAUAAUUAGCAGAGUUUGUACCCUUCUGCUGUUAGUAGAAAUGCUCAGUAAAAUUUAUAUUACCAUUCUAUCAUUUUGAUAGCAUUCUGGCUGAUGUACUGUAUUUGUUUCAAUUGUGAUUUUAUUGAUUGUUCUUUUGUUUUUAUAUUUGGAAAUUGCACCAAUGACAUUUGUCUCUUUGAUGGUACAAAAGUAUUUUAAAUGUUCGAAUGACUUUGGCAUAAGAAGUACAGUGAUAGAGGGCAAUUUUGCAGUCUGUCCACAGCCACCUGAGCCAGAAAAUGGAGGGUACAGAUGCCAUCCAGCUCCAUGUAAAGACCCACUGACAUCUGAUAGCGUCAUAGAAUAUUUAUGUGCAGAAGGCUACCUGCUCAAGGGUGACUACAAAUAUUUGACCUGCAAGAAUGGAAAAUGGAACCCAGACAUGGAGGUUACCUGUAGGCUCAGCCAAGAUAAAGAUUCUCCUCCAAGUGUGGGCGUGCCCACCUUAUCAAUAGUAGCUUCCACAGCAAGUUCAGUAGCUCUUGUCCUUCUGCUAGUUGUACUGUUCGUUUUGCUGCAGCCAAAGCUGAAGUCCUUUCAUCACAGCAGGCGUGAUCAAGGUGUUUCUGGGGAUCAGGUUUCCAUCAUGGUUGAUGGCGUUCAGGUUGCUUUGCCAUCUUACGAAGAAGCUGUCUACGGCAGUGCUGGGAACUGCAUACCUCCCUCGGAUUCACGGGUACAGAUUGUCCUUUCAGAAGGAGCGGAGCAGAGCGCAGCAGGGGAGGUGCAACAGCCACCGUCAGACCACAUGGGGCACCAUAACUGUUUCGCUGGGGAGGAUGAAGUCCCUGGACACUCUGGACUGUGUGAAGCCGGCAGCUCUUACCACUCUGAGGCUAUUUUAGUGCAUCAGGCCACCACAUCCUCCUGGGUGGCUGGAAGGUCAAGUAGUCAGCCCAGACACAAAGAGGCUCCAGACUCCGAGAGCAGUGAUGUGCAAAGCCUUCUGUCACUAGCUUCCUCAGAGGAGUACACUGAUGAUAUCCCACUGCUGAAAGAAGCAUGAGGCUCAAAGCUUUGGUCUGGCUUCUCUCCAUGUUCUUCUUGGGAUGAUAAGCACUCUGUGCAGGCUUCUCCCCAGCUCCCGCGCACUGUGCUCAGAGUACCUCCAAGCAAACACACCCUGUAGCUGAAGAUCCAAAGGAUUCUGCCAGGAUGCCUCCUUGAUGGAGUGUACAGGGUGCCAGACCCCCCUCCCAAUUCUUUCUGCAUAUAUGGGCGGCAUCAACGAUGUUAGUGGACUUGAGUUCCUUCUUCACCCUCCUCCUCCCCCAGCCGGAUGUUUGAGUGUGGUCUCUGGAGAGCUGCUCUUUACUUGUGCCUUGCUCCUCUUCACACUGGCUUGUUGCAGCUUCUCAUGGGCCUUACUAGCUUCUGGACCUCUGCUCAGAAAGCAGGGAAAAACAGCUUGCUUUUGUUAAGUGCAGAUAGUUUACUUCCAUUUAUUCACCAUGUUACGAAGGCAAGACAGACUUCCUGUGGAUGGUGAACUUGGGGAGUCCAUUGAGAGUUGCACACACAUACUGCAGCCCUCAUGGGUUUUGAAACUGUAUACUACAUAAUGUAGCUGCACAUGAGCACAUUAGGCAACACUGGCUGUGUUUCAGGCAAUUGCAUCUGGCUGACUUAAAAGCAAGCCUUAAAUGGCAAUCUUAGGCUGCUAUUCGCUUUUGUGUCCCAAAGAAGGGGUGAAGGGGAAGUACCUCUGUUGGGAUGAAGUGUCUGUACCUCAGUAAGCUUCCACUUAAAAAAAAACCUGUCCUCUCUAUUUUGUUCAUCAAGGACAUUCUUUUCUGAACAUGAUGUGGGAUAAAUCUAGGGCUGUCUUGAAGCUUUGAGGAAUUUGGUCAGGUUUUAAGAUUACCUGCAUGGGCAAGCCCAUGUGGAGAAAGAGUGUCCUUCCUCCUAGAGGAGCUACUCUGUUAGCAAUACUAUGGCUGUGCCAUAGUUGAUCCAAAGCCUUCCAUCUUCCAGUCUGAGUUCUUUGGCUUUGGAAAGGCUUUACAGUGUGUAGAGAUCAUCACACAUAAUUGCGCCUUUGCUCUAACCUACCAUAACAAAAAAAGUAAUUUUGGAAUUUCUGCUUCAUUUUGUGGCUUCCGUUAGUUCCCAUCCUUGUACAGGCAGUGCCAGGGCAUUUAGUAACUAGUGGGUGUUUCUUAUGUCUUCCUUGUUUUCUUAGAAUACUAGUCAUUAAAAAAUUGAUCACUAUUAGUAAGUAUCUAGCUUUUUAUAAGUGGCAUGCCCAAUUUGCCUUGAAUGAAAUGUGGUGAUAGCCUGCCUUAAAUUUUUUGAAUGGAAAGAGCCAUGCUGCUGAUUUGCUCUGACAGAAGAUUUCCCCAGCCUCUAUUUUUAUUUAUAUAUACAUAUAUAUAUAUUUUGCUUUGCUUCCACUUGAAAAUGUCUUACUAUGCAGGGAACACAUUUGCUUACCUCCAUCUUUGCUCACAUGUAUACUUUUGCUUUUGUUUAUCUGGCCCUCUAAGAACAAAGCAUAUAAUUUCUUGAUAGCAUCCUGGAACUAUAGAUUCAUAGAGUUUUUUCCCUAGUGAGCAUCCCAGUGUGAGUCCCCUUCCCUCGCAACAAUUUCUACAAGAAUAACAAGGCAAAUCAGUUGCCACCUCUUAUCAGUCCUUAAGAUAGUCAAAUGAAGGAGAAAUUUAGGAGUGCCUCCAUGCUGAAUCAUAUAUAUAGCUGCAGUGCGGGAAGCCACUAUUCCUAAAUGGUGGUACUGCUGUUGCUGCUUCAUGUAGGGUCUUCCAUUCUUUGUCUUUUGUUCAACUUGCAUACUACCGUGUUUCCCCAAAAAUAAGACAGGGUCUUAUAUUAACUUUUGCUCUAAAAAUGCAUUAGGGCUUAUU